GCGUGGUAUACAUGGCUAUUCUAAAACCCGUUGCUCAUUCAAAUUCACGUAAGAAAACAGCUUUGUAAGCGUCAUAAGUGUUAUCGGCGUUUAAGAAUGUGGUCGCACUAGUAUUCAUUCCGACGAGCUUCAGUUUGAUAUCCGCACGCUUUGUGAGUUGCUGAACCUGUGAUUAUUUGUCCACAUUAUUCUCGAUAUUUCUGCAAUGCACGAGACAAUUCGUUAUCAGUUGGACCGAGAUGGGUUUGCCGUGUUGGAAGAUUUUCUGCGACCAGCAGAAUGUGACGAGCUGGUUGCAGCAGGAAUUGAACUUACAAAACAAAUCCACGAUGGUACCCAUAGAUCCGUGUUUUCAGCGAAUUUGGAAAAUCCCGCAACAAAGGAUAAAUAUUUUCUCGAGAGCAGUGAUAAAAUAAGAUAUUUCUUUGAAACAAACGCUCUGGAUGAGAAAGGUGAACUGAAAGUGGACCCUAGUGUUUCCCUCAAUAAGGUCGGGCACGCUCUUCACCUCCUGCAUCCAAUCUUCAGAUGUUACACAUACAGCGAUAGGGUCAAGGCCGUCUGUCAACAACUAGGCUUCACAGAACCGGCAGUCGUACAAAGCAUGUACAUUUACAAAAAUCCCGGGAUCGGUGGAGAAGUGAAGCCACAUCAGGACAUCACAUACCUACAUACUGAUCCUGUCGCACCAAUUGGGUUUUGGAUUGCUUUACAAGAUGCUACAAUCCAAAAUGGUUGUCUCUGGAUUUCCCAGGGAUCUCAUAAAUCAGGUGUACAUAGAAGAAUGAAGAGAACACAAGAAGGGACCCUUGACUAUGACCGACCAGCUCCAAUAUACCCACAAUCCAGUUUCACUCCAGUACCUGUCAGUAAAGGCAGCUGCAUAUUACUGCACGGUAAUGUGGUCCACAAGAGCGCACACAACAGUUCAGAUAAGAGUCGGCACGCGUACACGUUUCAUAUUAUUGAGAGAAAGGACAACAACUUCUCACAAGAUAAUUGGCUUCAAGAGGGCAAGGAGGCACCGUUCGUAAAUAUUUACACAACUUCGCAGAUAGAAUAAUGAACGUACCAUUUUCGAAAUAAUACAUUUUGAUUCUAAUGGUUUUAAUUUCUAUUUGGGUUAAACGUAGAAAAAUAUCUAAGGACCUCUGCUUUGAAUCAUCAUAAUUUUUAUCCUUUAGAUACGACCGAUUAUAGUUUUGCUUUUAGCACAGUCCUCAGGAUGCUUUCCUUCACCAUUGGAGCAAGUGUGAAUUGCGCAUAUUAAAAAAAUAUGUUUUUAUAGCCGGUGUCUUAACGAACCUCCGCUGAUUUUAAUAAUGAACAAGCAAUGAGGAUUUAUUUACGCUUGUGAAAUGUAAGCAUUAUUUUUUAAUCAUCACCGUACAAAGCAUUACAUUCAAGCAAUACAUUAACGUCGUUUUUACCUUUUUCAUAAAAUACUAGCUUUGUGCGUCUGAAUCUUAAAGAAGCUAGUGAAAAGUCCACGUCUCGUAACUAUUACGAUGAAGUUUGGAAUAUGGAAGAGGGUUCGAGAAAGUUUUUCAAUCAUAAAGUAUUAGAGGUCGGUAAACGUUGUUCCAUAGUUGUGUAAAACGACGGUUUAGUGGGCGGUGUUAAACUUUUUUCGUGUAGUCCUAAUCAUUACCAAAAAAAAAAUUCCACAAAAACUACAAGAUAUCCAUCACUUUACUAUAAUAAAAACAACAAACAAGGCAAUCAGAAAUAUGAUUGAUUACAGAUAAAUAAAUUUUGCCUAGUAUUGGACAUUUUGAAUAUGGUUUAUUUCGUACCCUUUGGUUUUCUCUUAGUCAAUUAAAAUAUUGACAACGAAUUAUUUCCGCCAUUUGUAACAGGACCUUAUUACCGGAGUUAUAUCGCAUGAAUCGUAUUAAUGACUUUUACAAGUUUUCUUAUUAAACUUAACUCAUCCUAUAAUAAGUUUCCUUCGAUGCAACCUUUAGAUGCUCAUUCCUGGAAAACUGUGUUCGUUGAACCGAAUAUAGGAUUUGCGUCACAGAUUUUUAAUGGGAUGUGAGUCGCAUUUGCUCACUUGUUAUUUCUUGUAUGUACGCAAAUAACAUUUGUAUUUCAAUAAUACUCAGAGUGAUUUAUUAAAUUAUCUAUUGGUAUGAUAUUUUUUAGAUAUAAUCAUAUUUUAUAUCUAAAAACUGUUCAUGUCGGAUAUAAUAUCAAAUGUUUAGUUAACUAAUUCGUUUAUAAGGCAGCAAAAAUAAUUUAAUGGAUGACUCUGAGUCAGGAAUUAAGUUCUGGUUUAAUUCCGAUGGUAAUUUUGAUUUAUUAAUAUAUAUAUAUUUUUUAAUAUUUUUUUUUCAUUAUCUAUUGUGAGAGAAAUAACGAUAUAGAUUAAUCAUAAAAGUGUAAAUACCUGACUAUGAUCAGCUUGAUGUAAGCUAUUUUAUACCUUAAUUUUAAAAAUAUCAUACACGCGAAGCAACGCACUUGUGAUAUUUUUUAAUAAAGAUUAUUAUUUUCUCUA
Molecule: messenger RNA, 2503 nt
Organism: Pieris brassicae (large cabbage white)
Lineage: Eukaryota; Metazoa; Arthropoda; Insecta; Lepidoptera; Pieridae
Gene: Phyhd1
Product: phytanoyl-CoA dioxygenase domain-containing protein 1
Exons: 6
Coding region: 206-1063 (285 amino acids)
Source: RefSeq, a predicted model, not a curated record